AGUAAAGAAAGACAACUUGUAAUCCUGUCGCAUAAGAAUACCAUUCCCAGCAGUUUUAGAAUCCACAAAUCGAAAGUAGAAUUAUGGGGACGCUCAGCCAAAUUCUCAAUGAUUUUGACCGCUCAUUGAUAAAUACAGAAGACCAGGGGGCAAAAAUAACAGAUAUAAUAACAAAAAUCCUGGCAAGAGAGAAACGAGAAAAAGAAGACAUGCAGAAGAAGAUAGACCAGGAGAAGGUUCAGGUGAAGAAAUUGGAGCAGAGAUUGCAGAGUGUACAGAAUAAUACGGACGGCAGUGGAACUACAAAUUUGGUCCUUACAGACAACAACACGGAAGCCAAACUAUGGAAGGAAUUUGAGCUGAAAAGAUCAAGUGCAAUGGAUAUUUUUACGAAUUCUAAAGAUAAAACGUCCACCGCCACAGUGUCCCUCACGGAAGAACAGUCUGGAGAUCUCUGUCGCAUAGCCAAUUCUGCAAAUGAAUUUUGUCAUAAAAAAUAUGAGGAACAACAGAAACAAUUGGGCAAAGCCUUGAAGUUUUCUCUUGGGGAGAAAGACCAAGAAGAAGCAGUGAGGUCCUUUCAGAUAGAACUGGGAAGUGAUGUCGUACCCCAUCUCCGCAAGAUGUUUUGCAAAUUUUCAAAUGAUAAAAUGAAAGAAUCCAAUUUGCAAAUUCAAAAUGAAGAAUCCAAGAUCAAGAUAGAGAACUAUAUGAAAGCAUGCGCUGAUGUGUGCUGGCACGUACAAGUUAAUCAUUACGGGGCUAAGCUUGUUUGGGAAGUUCCAAAAAACGCCAAAAAAGAAGAGUUCAGUUGUUCAACAAAUGGUUGCAAGAAAUCGGAAUCAUGCAAAUGGAGAGUGUACGUACCAGCUGUAUCUUGGAAUGGGCGAGUGCUGAGUCCAGGGAAGUACUCUUGUCUCUCCUGCAAUCCCGCUAGUGAUGCUCGUGGUGAAAAGCACGCCAAAGGAAAAAGGGACAAAAACCAGCCUCAAACAAUUUGUGAGACUGGUGUAAUUAUACAUGUACCAGGAGAAGAAGACAAAAAUAACCGAGGAAAAAUGUCUAGGAAAUAAAAUAAACAGCAAAACAUAACAUCAUGACAAGAGCAUUCUAUAAAUAUUCAUUUUGAUUUAGCGCUUUUAAUGUUUACAGACAUGAAUGCAUUUACAUAUAUUGAAUUGAACAUAUUUUAUUGACAUUAAAACAUCAAAAGGAAUAGGCACAAGUUGAAAAACUUGCUGAUAAUUUGAAACUGAAAGUGUAUGUUAUGCACGAGGGAGCUGUAGCAUACAUCAAAGUAAAACAAUUUUAAAAUCAUUUAAGAUUUUCCUGAAAAAGUGCACAUUCGUUAAUCGUUAAGAGAGGAUUGAAUAAUGUUAAGCAGUUCUGUGUUUUGUGCAUCAGAUAGGGAAUCAUGUUCCCAUAGUAACAUAUACAAGUCUAUAAUGUACUAGUUAUUGAAUGCAUGAAGUUUUUUCAUCAAAGCAUUUCUUGCUGUUGCAUAUUUUAUACAUAAAAUAUAGAUGGCGUGCAUCUUCUGCCCUUCCACAUGAACAAUUUGGAUUAUCAGUAAAGUUACAAAGAUGUAAAUCAAAUCUCAAAAUACAGUUGUCUUAAACCUUGUGUGUACUAUAUUAAAAAUCUAUUGUGGUGGUUUUGCAACAUUAUUUUGCACACAUUUCUUAAAAGUAUUAAUAAAUUCAAAUUAUCACAUGUAUGUUAUAUAACCGGGAGGUUUUUUUUUUUUAUCUUUUUUUUUUUUUUUUUUACAUGUACAACACUUGUAUAAAACAGAAAUUGUUUGUUGCUUAUUAAACCCAGUUUCAUACGUGAAAGGUGAAUCCGGUUCCUAAAUUGUAAGAAAACUAGCAAGAUGUUCCGCAUGCUCACCCACAAUGUAAACUGAUACUUUCUUUCCCUGCAGGACUAGUUAAUUAAACAAGAGGUUGAUAUUUUAAACAAGGGAAAGUUGAGUAGAAACAUGAAAUGGAUAAACAGAAUUUAAAAAAAAGAUAAUAGCCUUUGCUUGAUAAUCGAACCAUGGUUUAAACCAAUGAAAUCCUUAUUGAUAAAUUAUAAAAUGCAAAUACAAAUUAUACCAUACAAACGGAAAUGUUUACGAUACAAAUCGAAAAUAUACAAUACAAAUGAACAGUUUUACAAUACAAAUGGAAAAGAUCAAAUAUUGUAACGUUUGACAUGCCAGAGGUGGUAACGUUCUCAUUUCAAAUAAAAGAAAACUAUGUUAAACAAAAUUUCAAAUUUUAAGUAAAAAUGCUUUUUAAGAAAUAGCAAGAGCCAAAAUACGUAAAUACUCUAAAAUUCUAAUUUGUUCACUUUUAGAAUUUCAAUCAUGUAUUUAAAACCCUUUAGUCAUAUGGUAAUGGACAUCUAUUGGUAGCAUGGUUUAGUAAUUGUCACAGGAUGGUCGCUAGACAUUAAAAUAGCAAGAAGAGUUUUAUGGUUUAUUCUGUUUUAAUGCAUUCAAAUUAUGAAUAAAAUAAAGUUCAUCCUUAUCUGUACUUCAAAGAGUAGUCAAAUAAAGAAGGGGUCUGUACCGCUAAAAUAUGUAAAAACAAUAUAGAUAUAGCUAUACUGUCACAAUACACAUACUAAACUUACUUUGCGUCACUUUAAUUUGCUGCACGCACACUUUACAAAUUGUAUUUCACUGCAUACUUGACUGUACUCCACUUUAUAGCAUUAUAUACAUAUUACACACCGCAUUUUACAGCAUAUACAUAUUGCAUGCUGCAUUUUACUACAUAUGCACUACACUUUACUACAUAGCAUUUUAUUGCCUACUCUGGGCGUUUCCCUACACCCAGGCAUGAACAUUACACUGUGCAUAUACGUUUAGGUAACUAUCUAUACAUUUGAAAUAUAAUAGCACAAUUGUACUGUGUACUCAUGUGAACUAUCACAGUAAAUACUAAUAUAAAUUGUAAAGAACGUUGGCCAUUUUAGGAAUACAUGUAAAUGUGGAAUAAAGCUAUUGAAGUAACAAGUAAACUUACCACAGAAGUUGUGGAUUCUGGUCAUAAGGAUUACUAUAUAUCAACUAUAUGAUCAUCAAUGCUUAUAAACGCGUCCGCACUGGGCAAUUGCUACACCAAAACUAAAUGCACGGGGUUUAAAGUGUACAAGAAUACCUGGUGAAUUAUUCAAAUACUAUGGAAACAUAUUGAGUUAUUGAAAAGGAUAAAGAUCUUAAUAUCAAUGGAGCUUUACUCGAAAAAUAUAUACAUUAAUUGUAACAGUAAUUUACAAUCUCUUUGUAUCCUAUCUAUUAAGCAAGGUCAACUAAGUUCACUUUACAUCAUGGUUUGAUUUUGAUUAAUAAAAACUUUAUUGUU
This is a messenger RNA of Ostrea edulis (European flat oyster), 3356 nucleotides long. RefSeq lists its product as uncharacterized. The coding region runs from base 84 to 1073 and encodes 329 amino acids. NCBI's taxonomy places the organism in Eukaryota, Metazoa, Mollusca, Bivalvia, Ostreida, Ostreidae. The transcript is spliced from 6 exons. The record is from RefSeq and is a predicted model, not a curated record.